Chaetomium strumarium is the source of this 3255-nucleotide messenger RNA. RefSeq names its product P-loop containing nucleoside triphosphate hydrolase protein. Gene Ontology annotation, molecular function: 3'-5' RNA helicase activity; ATP binding; RNA binding. The coding region runs from base 77 to 3073 and encodes 998 amino acids. Gene Ontology annotation, cellular component: spliceosomal complex; intracellular anatomical structure. The record is from RefSeq and is a predicted model, not a curated record. The transcript has a single exon. Lineage: Eukaryota; Fungi; Ascomycota; Sordariomycetes; Sordariales; Chaetomiaceae. Gene Ontology annotation, biological process: mRNA splicing, via spliceosome.
CAACAAACUCUCAGCUGCGACGACACCAACGGGGAAUUCGAACAAAACAGCCGGCAAAUCUGGAGCUCCCACAACGAUGGUCCGUGACUACGAGGAUGACCGGUCGAGUAAGCGCCGAAAACUCGACUUCAACCCGCUGCGCUCUGACGAUCGAUUCAGCGAUUUGCCGUCGCGUGUACAGAGCCGAAGCAAUGGCGCCUUCAAUUCUAGAAGCUCGACACCCCGCGCCGGAUCGCGGCUUGCGGGUGCCGCUACCCCGCGGCAGCGAGAGUUUGACGGUCCAGAAGCCGGAGUGGAUGACCAGGAUGCCGUCAACGCCCUAGAUCGCGAUUGGUACGGAGGCGACGAUGAUCUCGGCGGGCAUACCUUCGGCGAUGAGACGCACAAUCCGUUCGGCGACGAAAACGGGUGGGCAGCGCAGGAGAGGGAGGCGGCGAUGGUGGAGAAGAAGAUUGGGCAGCUCUCCCGAGGGAUGAGCGCGCGACAAAUACAGAAGCAGAAGGAUGUUGAUGCGUGGGAGACAAACCGGAUGCUCACUUCGGGCGUUGCGCAGAGGAGGGACAUGGGCCAGGACUUUGAGGAUGACCAAGAGGGAACGCGCGUCCACCUUCUGGUCCACGAUUUGCGCCCCCCUUUUCUGGACGGUCGGACGAUCUUUACCAGGCAGCUGGAGCCAGUCCCUGCGGUAAGGGAUGCCCAGAGCGACAUGGCAGUGUUUGCGAGGAAGGGCAGUAAGGUCGUCAGGGACCGGAGACAGCAGCGAGAGCGCGCGAAACAGGCCCAGGCAGCCACAAACGUCGCGGGCACGGCGCUGGGCAACAUCAUGGGCAUCAAGGAUGAUGAUGCUGAUAGCGCGCUGCCCAUCGCCGUCGAAGGUGAUCCCAAGGCGCAAAGCACAAACAAGUUCAGUGACCACCUUAAGAAGUCCGAGGGCGCAAGCAGCUUCAGCCAGAGCAAGACACUAAGGGAGCAACGCGAGUAUCUGCCGGCGUUCGCGGUACGAGAGGAGCUGUUGCGCGUCAUUCGGGACAACCAGGUGGUGAUUGUAAUCGGAGAGACGGGCUCUGGUAAGACGACGCAGCUCACCCAGUUUCUCUACGAGGACGGCUAUGGCAAGACUGGCAUGAUCGGCUGCACGCAGCCCCGCCGGGUUGCGGCAAUGAGCGUCGCGAAACGUGUUGCCGAGGAAAUGGAGGUUAAGCUCGGCAGUACCGUUGGUUACGCCAUCCGCUUCGAGGACUGCACCAGCAAAGACACUGUCAUCAAAUACAUGACAGACGGUGUCCUGCUUCGGGAGUCGCUCAACGAGCCUGACCUCGACAGGUACUCGUGCGUCAUCAUGGACGAGGCGCACGAGAGGGCCCUCAACACGGAUGUGCUGAUGGGGCUCUUCAAGAAAAUCCUCCAAAGACGGCGCGAUCUUAAGCUCAUCGUUACCUCGGCGACAAUGAACUCGAAGCGCUUCUCCGACUUCUACGGCGGCGCUCCCGAGUUCACCAUCCCCGGCCGGACGUUCCCUGUCGAUGUCAUGUUCCACAGGUCGCCUGUCGAAGAUUACGUUGACCAAGCUGUGCAGCAGGUCCUGGCCAUCCAUGUUGGGAAGCCGGCUGGCGACAUCCUCGUCUUCAUGACUGGCCAAGAGGACAUUGAGGUGACAUGCGAAUUGAUCCGCGAGCGGCUGGACGCGCUCAACGACCCUCCGAAACUCAGCAUUCUCCCCAUUUACAGUCAGAUGCCUGCAGACCUACAGGCCAAAAUCUUCGAUCGCGCUCCUCCAGGCGUGCGGAAGUGCAUCGUGGCUACAAACAUUGCGGAGACGAGUUUGACGGUUGAUGGUAUCAUGUAUGUGGUGGACGCUGGGUAUUCCAAGCUCAAGGUGUAUAACCCGCGGAUGGGCAUGGAUACGCUUCAAAUUACACCCAUAUCACAAGCAAACGCGGCCCAACGUGCCGGUCGCGCGGGACGGACAGGGCCUGGACAAGCAUACCGUCUGUUCACAGAGAAGGCGUUCCGGGAUGAGAUGUACAUCCAGACCAUUCCUGAAAUCCAACGAACGAACCUGAGCAACACAGUUCUGCUCCUCAAGUCGCUGGGGGUUAAGGAUCUGCUCGACUUCGACUUCAUGGAUCCGCCGCCGCAAGACACCAUCACGACCUCACUGUUCGAUCUCUGGGCCUUGGGCGCGCUGGACAACCUUGGCGAGCUGACAGCGCUCGGGCGGAAGAUGAACGCGUUCCCGAUGGACCCGUCUCUUGCCAAACUGUUGAUCACGUCGGAAGAGUACGGCUGCAGCGAGGAGAUGGUGACGAUCGUCUCCAUGCUGUCGGUUCCCAAUGUCUUCUACCGGCCGAAGGAACGGCAGGAGGAAUCGGACGCGGCGCGCGAGAAGUUCUUUGUACCCGAGUCGGACCACCUCACGUAUCUGCACGUAUACACGCAGUGGAAGGCCAACGGAUACAGCGACGGGUGGUGCAUACGGCACUUCCUGCAUUCCAAGUCGCUGCGGCGCGCCAAGGAAGUUCGGGACCAGCUCCUGGAUAUCAUGAAGAUGCAGAACAUGGAGAUGGUGAGCUGCGGCACGGACUGGGACAUUAUCCGCAAGUGCAUCUGCUCGGGCUACUAUCACCAGGCGGCAAAGGUCAAGGGCAUUGGCGAGUACAUCAAUCUGCGCACCAGCGUCACCGUCCAGCUGCACCCCACCAGCGCGCUGUACGGACUGGGCUUCUUGCCCGACUACGUCGUGUACCACGAGCUGAUCUUGACGUCCAAGGAGUACAUGUCGACCGUGACCUCGGUCGACCCGCACUGGCUGGCUGAUCUGGGAGGCGUCUUCUACUCGAUCAAGGAGAAGGGGUACUCGGCGCGGGAGAAGCGCAUCACCGAGACCGAGUUCAACAGGAAGAUGGAGAUUGAGGCGCAGAUGGCGGCCGACAAGAAGCGGCUGGAGGACCAGCGGCAGGCAGAGAAGGAGGUAAAACUGGUGAAGAAACCGGGCCUGCCCAAGGAUAAGAAAACGGUCACGUCGGGAGCCGUGGUGAAGCCGGUCCGGAAGCGCGCCGGAAGGGGAUUCUAGAGCCGAUACCCAGUACGCCUUCAGUCAUUGCAUAUCUGUCAAUUGGAAACCAUCAGAUGAUGCGUCAUCCCGCGAUUGAUGCGGACACAACUUCGUUCCACCGUCUGGUGCAAAUGGGAACGGGCGGAAGGUGGCUCGAGGGUGAGUAGCGUCCGCCAAUGCCAAGACGGCGCCGAUCCUGG